Talaromyces stipitatus ATCC 10500 is the source of this 816-nucleotide messenger RNA. RefSeq lists its product as uncharacterized. The record is from RefSeq and is a predicted model, not a curated record. The transcript is spliced from 2 exons. NCBI's taxonomy places the organism in Eukaryota, Fungi, Ascomycota, Eurotiomycetes, Eurotiales, Trichocomaceae. The coding region runs from base 1 to 816 and encodes 271 amino acids.
AUGAAAUUUUGCUUGUUUCUGUCAGCCCUUGCAAGCAUCCGGGCUUUUGCAUGGAACUCCGAUUCAUCAACUGGAGACGAUCCAUCCUCCAUUUCACUCGCACCAAAUGGACUGAACUAUCAAGACGUCGAAUCAGCUUUGGUACUGCCGUUUAUUCAACAUGAGAAGCGAGACAUACGACCCAAAUGUAGCCCACGAACCUAUGCCGCUACUCAAAAGCGGCAUUUCUCUGCUGACACGCAAGCCGCCAACGUCACACUAUACCGGAGGACGAUGACACUUCCUGAUGGCACAGAUGCCGCGGCAAUGGAUAGAUUCAUGCUAGCUGAAGAAGAGAGUGAUUUGUUUGAUGCCAUCGUCUGGGACAAGGAUGUCAACGGGGAGCCAGAGGAUAUGGCCACGUCUAAGUUUGAGCAGUUCGGGGACAAAGCUUUCAGCCUAGGCACGGGGUUCCUAUGCGGUUAUACCACACUGGCCAUCAUCAGUCGAAAGGGAGUUUAUACUGGCCACUACUGGGAUAGCAUCUCAUUCAGCCCCGACCAAGCCUGGAUAGAUGAAUACGGGAGUGCCGAAGAGGCUUUCCGUCGGACCGUGAUAUUAGGUCUAACACAAGGAGUAGGGCGUAAUAGGCGCAUACCAGAACAAGUAUCUUUAAGGAAUCAGGCUGGAAAAUUUGAGGACAACUAUAUCCGUGCUUAUCUUAGGAUUCCAGACACGGACUCAGACCAAAACCCUGAGGGAUACCGACCACAGUGGAAUGCAAUGAGAAAUUUGGUCAACAGAUUUGUGCCCACGCUCGCCACUGGCGACCGCUAG